Molecule: messenger RNA, 1073 nt
Organism: Hibiscus syriacus
Lineage: Eukaryota; Viridiplantae; Streptophyta; Magnoliopsida; Malvales; Malvaceae
Product: vacuolar protein sorting-associated protein 24 homolog 1-like
Exons: 6
Coding region: 159-848 (229 amino acids)
Biological process (GO): protein transport; endosome transport via multivesicular body sorting pathway; late endosome to vacuole transport
Cellular component (GO): multivesicular body; ESCRT III complex
Source: RefSeq, a predicted model, not a curated record
AAUUAAAAGGACAAAAUAACAAAACGAAAAACAAAGCUUUGAUUCUAAGCCAUUUUCCUUCCUCCAUCAUAGAGAAAAAAAAAACUAAACACCCAAGCUUUCCCAGCAAAAAUUUCUCAUCUUUUUUGAAAAAAAAGCGACUAAUUUAGGAUCAAAAGAUGGAUAAAUUCAAGAAUAUGUUGAAACCGAAGCCGAAUCCACAACAAUUACUAAGAGAUUGGCAAAGAAAACUUCGUCAAGAGUGCCGUAACAUUGAACGCCAAAUCAGAGAUAUUCAGAGAGAGGAGAAAGGUGUACAGAAAGCAAUCAAAGAAGCUGCUAGGAGAAAUGACAUGGGUUCUGCUAAGGCACUUGCAAAAGAAAUUGUAAUGUCGAGAAAAACUGUGAACCGUCUAUACGAGAAUAAAGCUCAGCUCAAUUCAAUAUCAAUGCACCUUGGAGAAAGUGUUGCUAUUGCUCGAACCGUUGGCCAUUUGUCAAAGAGUUCUGAAGUCAUGAAACUUGUAAACAACCUCAUGAAAGCUCCACAAAUGGCUGCCACAAUGCAAGAGUUUAGCAAAGAAAUGACCAAGGCAGGGAUUAUCGAAGAAAUAGUAAAUGAUUCCCUUGACUCGGCUUUGGAUUCGGAAGAUAUUGAAGAAGAGACCGAAGAAGAAGUUGACAAGGUUCUUUCGGAAAUAGCCGGUGAAACUGCAGCGCAGCUUCCUGAAGCUGUUCGGAAGGAAAGAGUGAGGGUACCUACCCAAAAAGAAAGCACUUCCCAUGAGGAAGAAGCCAUAGCAGAGGGUGCCGACGAUGAGAAAGAGUUAGAAGAGAUUAGGGCACGACUCACCCGAGUUCGAUCGUAAAAGCAUUUUAUUUCCAUCGUCUCCAUUGAAUGGUGGGUUCAAAACACAACAGAUGAGCUUUUUAUAUAUUCAUUUUGAUAGCUUAAAUUGUUUAAAAUCCUUUAGAAGAACAUUAUGCGGUUAAGCAUGUUUGAAUCCAUGUCUUUCAAAUUGCUAUAUUGUUAUAACAGUGACGGUGUUAAUCGAGUUAAAAUUAUAAGGAGUAUUAUUAGAUUUUCGAUGUAA